Messenger RNA from Empidonax traillii (willow flycatcher), 11064 nucleotides. It is a transcript of the gene FRYL, whose product is annotated as FRY like transcription coactivator. Gene Ontology annotation, cellular component: cell cortex; site of polarized growth. The transcript is spliced from 63 exons. Gene Ontology annotation, biological process: neuron projection development; cell morphogenesis. NCBI's taxonomy places the organism in Eukaryota, Metazoa, Chordata, Aves, Passeriformes, Tyrannidae. Bases 80 to 9364 code for a protein of 3094 amino acids. The record is from RefSeq and is a predicted model, not a curated record.
AGUUGAUGUGGGAGCCACGCUCUAAUGUGGAGCUAAACUGCUGAAUUUAGUAAAUGCUGAGAACACAGGGCAUGUAAAAAUGGAAUUCCUGAAAAAGAUUGUUCCCACUGUUGCCUCUGGUGAUGUAGUUCCGAAUGUUGGGAGUACUGCCCAUGAAAGCUCUCCAAGGCUAUUGAAGAUGAGGCGAGUCAGACUGUUUUCACUGGGACAGACAAUAGAUGAAGAUGAAGAGACACAUGUUUUACAUCCUGAUUACACCUCCGCGCCACCCAGCAGAGUAAAUAAACGUAGAGUUUCUCCAAGUGUUGUUUCCACCUGGGAGAAGAGAGGCAUCAUCAUGUCUAACAUUACUAUUGAUCCAGAUGUCAAACCUGGCGAGUAUGUCAUCAAAAGCCUCUUCGCUGAAUUUGCUGUUCAAGCUGAAAAGAAAAUUGAACUUGUAAUGGCUGAACCUUUGGAAAAGCUCUUGUCCAGAUCUCUUCAAAGAGGUGAAGAUCUCCAGUUUGAUCAGUUGAUAAGCUCUAUGAGCUCAGUAGCAGAGCACUGUCUCCCCUCCUUACUACGCACCUUGUUUGACUGGUACAGGCGUCAAAAUGGAACAGAAGAUGAAUCUUACGAAUACAGACCUCGGUCAAGCACAAAAUCAAAGGGGGAUGAGCAACAACGGGAAAGAGAUUAUCUACUUGAAAGGAGGGACUUAGCUGUAGAUUUCAUUUUUUGUUUAGUUUUAAUAGAAGUUCUAAAACAGAUACCUGUUCAUCCAGUGCCAGAUCCUUUAGUACAUGAAGUUCUAAACUUGGCUUUUAAGCACUUUAAACAUAAGGAAGGGUAUUCAGGAACCAACACUGGGAAUGUGCAUAUUAUUGCAGACUUAUAUGCAGAAGUGACAGGGGUUCUUGCUCAAUCAAAGUUUCAAGCUGUUAGGAAAAAAUUUGUUACUGAAUUAAAGGAACUACGACAAAAAGAACAGAGUCCUCAUAUAGUACAAAGUAUCAUCAGUUUGAUUAUGGGAAUGAAGUUUUUUCGAGUAAAGAUGUAUCCCGUGGAGGACUUUGAAGCAUCAUUUCAAUUCAUGCAGGAGUGUGCUCAAUACUUCCUGGAAGUAAAAGAUAAAGAUAUAAAACAUGCCCUUGCUGGUUUGUUUGUGGAAAUUCUCAUACCUGUGGCUGCUGCUGUUAAAAAUGAAGUGAAUGUGCCAUGUUUGAAAAAUUUUGUGGAGAUGCUUUAUCAGACUACCUUUGAAUUGAGUUCAAGAAAGAAGCAUUCACUGGCUUUGUAUCCAUUGAUCACCUGCCUGUUGUGUGUCAGUCAGAAACAGUUUUUUUUAAAUAACUGGCACGUUUUCCUGCAGAACUGUUUGUCACAUCUAAAGAAUAAAGAUCCCAAAAUGUCCCGAGUUGCACUGGAAUCUUUAUAUAGGUUAUUGUGGGUUUAUGUUAUUAGAAUAAAAUGUGAAAGCAACACUGUAACUCAAAGCCGUCUCAUGAGCAUUGUAUCAGCACUUUUUCCAAAAGGAUCGCGUAGCGUGGUCCCACGAGACACACCUCUGAAUAUAUUUGUGAAGAUUAUUCAGUUCAUUGCUCAGGAACGUUUGGAUUUUGCAAUGAAAGAAAUAAUAUUUGAUCUUCUUAGUGUUGGAAAAUCACCUAAAACCUUCACUAUUAAUCCAGAGAGGAUGAAUAUCGGCCUCAGAGUCUUCCUUGUUAUAGCAGACAGCUUGCAGCAGAAAGAUGGUGAACCACCAAUGCCAACAACAGGAGUUGUUCUUCCUUCAGGAAAUACUCUGCGUGUGAAGAAAAUUUUUCUUAAUAAAACACUGACAGAUGAGGAAGCAAAAGUUAUAGGAAUGUCCAUAUACUAUCCUCAAGUCAGAAAAGCACUGGAUAGCAUUCUUAGGCAUUUGGAUAAAGAAGUUGGAAGGCCCAUGUGCAUGACUAGUGUGCAGAUGUCCAAUAAAGAACCAGAAGACAUGAUUACGGGUGAGAGGAAACCUAAGAUAGAUUUGUUUAGAACUUGCAUUGCUGCUAUCCCAAGACUGAUUCCAGAUGGCAUGAGUAGGACUGACCUCAUUGAAUUGCUUGCAAGGCUGACAAUUCAUAUGGAUGAAGAACUUCGUGCCUUGGCUUUCAAUACUCUCCAAGCAUUAAUGCUUGAUUUUCCAGAUUGGCGGGAAGAUGUUCUUUCAGGAUUUGUAUAUUUUAUUGUGCGUGAAGUGACUGACGUCCACCCAACACUUCUUGACAAUGCAGUAAAAAUGUUAGUGCAGCUCAUAAAUCAAUGGAAACAAGCAGCCCAAAUGCACAAUAAAACACAAGAUUCUCAGCGUGGUGUAUCCAAUGGGGCUGCCCAUACCCUUCCCCUGGAGAGAACCCUUUAUUCCAGUGUAUUUCACGUGGUGGAAGGGUUUGCUUUGGUCAUCCUUUGCAGCACCAGGCCUGCCACCAGGCGAUUAGCUGUCAGUGUUCUGAGAGAAAUAAGGGCCUUGUUCACACUUCUAGAAAUUUCAAAGAGUGAUGAUGAGUUGGCUAUAGAUGUAAUGGACAGACUAAGUGCUACUAUCCUGGAAAGUUUCAUACAUCUCACUGGGGCUGACCAGACUACUCUACUCUACUGUCCCAGUUCAAUAGAUUUACAAACUCUGGCUGACUGGAAUUCCUCCCCAAUCAGCCACCAGUUUGAUGUGGUCAGUCCCUCACAUAUAUGGAUAUUUGCACAUGUGACUCAAGGCCAAGAUCCGUGGAUUAUAAGCCUCUCGAGUUUCAUGAAGCAGGAAAAUCUUCCAAAACACUGCCCAACAGCUGUAAGCUAUGCUUGGACGUUUGCUUAUACCAGACUCCAACUGCUGUCUCCACAAGUGGAUAUCAACAGCCCUAUCAAUGCAAAGAAAGUGAAUACUACUACAAGCAGUGACUCCUAUAUUGGGCUCUGGAGAAACUACCUGAUUCUUUGCUGCAGUGCAGCAUCUUCUUCAAACUCCUCCACUUCCACAGGCUCUGUGAGAUGUUCCCCUCCUGAGACGCUGGCGUCUACUCCUGACAGUGGUUAUAGCAUUGAUUCAAGAAUUAUUGGCAUUCCAUCCCCUUCCUCCCUGUUUAAGCACAUAGUUCCAAUGAUGCGCUCUGAGAGCAUGGAAAUUACAGAAUCCCUUGUCCUGGGACUUGGCAGGACCAACCCAGGAGCUUUUAGGGAACUAAUAGAAGAAUUACAUCCUAUAAUUAAGGAAGCACUUGAAAGAAGGCCAGAGAACAUGAAACGACGCAGGCGUCGAGAUAUUUUACGAGUACAACUAGUACGAAUAUUUGAACUGUUGGCAGAUGCUGGUGUCAUUAGUCACAGUGCAAGCGGUGGCCUUGAUAAUGAAACACAUUCCCUCAACAACACUUUACUUGAGUAUGUUGAUCUAACAAGACAACUCCUAGAAGCAGAAAAUGAAAAGGAUUCUGAUACAUUGAAGGAUAUCCGAUGCCAUUUUAGUGCCUUAGUGGCAAAUAUCAUACAAAAUGUUCCAGUACACCAGAGAAGAAGUGUCUUUCCACAGCAGAGUCUACGCCACAGCCUAUUUAUGUUGUUCAGUCACUGGGCAGGUCCUUUUAGUAUCAUGUUUACUCCCCUGGACAGAUACAGUGAUAGAAACAUGCGAAUAAACAGACAUCAGUACUGUGCAUUAAAGGCUAUGUCCGCUGUGCUGUGUUGUGGCCCUGUUGCAGACAACGUCGGGCUCUCUUCUGAUGGCUAUUUGUACAAAUGGCUGGAUAAUAUUUUGGAUUCACAAGAUAAAAAGGUUCACCAGCUGGGCUGUGAGGCAGUCAUGCUGCUCUUGGAACUCAACCCUGACCAGAGUAACCUCAUGUACUGGGCUGUAGACCGGUGUUACACAGGUUCCAAGCGUGUAGCAGCUGGUUGUUUUAAAGCCAUAGCCAGCGUGUUCCAAAACAGGGAUUACCAGUGUGAUACAGUGACCCUCCUGAAUCUGAUACUAUUUAAAGCAGCUGAUUCUACUAGGGCUAUCUAUGAAGUUGCUAUGCAACUAUUACAGAUCUUGGAACCAAAGAUGUUCCGUUAUGCUCACAAACUGGAAGUUCAGCGGACGGAUGGGGUUUUGGGUCAGCCUUCUCCUUUACCACAUUUGUAUUCUAUGUCAUAUUAUCAGCUGUCAGAAGAAUUAGCAAGGACUUAUCCUGAAUUGACACUUGCUAUCUUCUCAGAAGUAAGUCAGAGAAUCCAAACAGCUCACCCAGCUGGGAGACAGGUGAUGCUGCAUUAUCUACUGCCAUGGAUGAACAAUAUUGAGUUGGUAGACUUGAAACCUUUGCCAACCAUUCGUCGGCAAGAUGAAGAGGAAGAGGAUUGUUUGAAAGACAGAGAAAUGAUGGUGAACAGUAGACGAUGGCUACGAGGAGAAGGCUGGGGAUCACCACAGGCUACAGCUAUGGUUCUGAACAAUCUGAUGUACAUGACUGCAAAGUAUGGUGAUGAAGUGGCUUGGUCAGAGAUAGAAAAUGUCUGGACUACUUUAGCAGACAGCUGGCCAAAGAAUCUGAAAAUAAUUUUGCACUUCUUGAUCAGUAUCUGUGGAGUGAACAGUGAACCCAGCCUUUUGCCUUAUGUAAAGAAAGUUAUUGUUUAUUUGGGUAGAGAUAAAACAAUGCAACUACUAGAAGAGCUGGUGAGUGAACUUCAGCUUACAGAUCCCGUCAGUUCAGGAGUCACCCAUAUGGAUAAUCCACCCUAUUACCGCAUUACAUCCAGUUACAAAAUCCCCUCUGUCACUUCAGGUACCACGUCUAGUAGCAAUACGAUGGUGGCUCCCACAGAUGGCAACUCUGAUAGUAAACACCUAAAAGACAGUAUCGAAGAGAAAAAAAGGGAACAAAACUUUCUUAGAAGCCAUAGCAAAAGAAAAUAUAGCAAGGAAAAUGGGUCUCAUUAUGUAGAAUUUAAAAGUGAUUCAAUGCCUCUCUAUUCAAACUGGCGGUUGAAGGUGAUGGAGCACAAUCAAGGAGAGCCUCUACCUUUCCCACCUUCUGGAGGUUGCUGGUCACCAUUGGUGGAUUAUUUGCCUGAAACUUCUCCUCCAGGCAUGUCACUUCACAGAUGCAAUAUAGCAGUGAUUCUUUUGACGGACUUGAUAGUUGACCACAGUGUAAAGGUGGAAUGGGGAGGAUAUUUGCAUCUUUUGCUUCAUGCAAUUUUUCUAGGUUUUGAUCACUGUCAUCCUGAAGUCUAUGAGCAUUGUAAACGACUACUUUUGCAUCUACUGAUAGUGAUGGGAUCUGGCAGUAAUGUCCAGUCUGUUGCUUCUGUCCUACUCAGAAACAGAGAGUUCAAUGAGUCCAGGGUGCUUACUGUCAAGCAAACUACCCAUUUAGAUUAUACUUUCACAGGUGUUCAUGAUUUUAUACCCGAUUACCAGCCCUCCCCAAUGACAGACUCAGGGCUUAGUUCAAGUUCUACCUCUUCUAGCAUCAGUUUAGGAAAUACAAGUGCUGCCAUUUCUCAACUGCACACCACAAUCCUCAACGAGGUUGACAUUUCAGUAGAGCAGGAUGAAAAAGUGAAAACUCUUAUAGAAUUUAUUACCUCAAGGAAAAGAGGCCCACUGUGGAAUCAUGAAGAUGUUUCGGCCAAGAACCCUAGUAUAAAGAGUGCUGAACAGUUAACUGUGUUCUUAAAGCAUGUGGUAUCUAUAUUUAAACAGUCUAGCUCAGGAGGAUUUCAAUUGGAACAUCGUCUCAGUGAAGUUGCUUUGCAAACUGCGCUUUCGUGCUCCUCUCGGCAUUACGCUGGGAGGUCCUUUCAGAUUUUCAGGGCUCUGAAGCAGCCUCUCACGCCAUCCACGCUUUCUGAUGUUCUCUCCAGACUAGUUGAAACUGUUGGCGAUGCAGGAGAAGAAGCUCAGGGUUUUGUCAUAGAGCUGCUUUUGACUUUAGAGUCUGCUAUUGACACAUUGGCUGAAACCAUGAAGCAUUAUGAUCUGCUUUCUGCCCUUUCUCAAACCUCAUACCACGAUUCUGUAAUGGGAAACAAGUAUGCAGCUAAUAGGAAAAGCACUGGACAGAUAAAUCUAAGCACAAGUCCCAUUAGUAGUGGCAGUUGUUUGGGAUACUACAGCAAUACCAGGAGUAAUUCCUUGAGACUGAAUUUAAUCAGUGAACGGAGAGGCGACCGGCGACGGAGCAACACACUGGAUAUAAUGGAUGGAAGGAUAAAUCAUGGUGGAAGUUUGGCCAGGACUAGAAGCCUUUCCUCCCUGAGAGAGGGAGGGAUGUAUGAUGUGCAGCCCACUACUGACCCUGUCAACUUGAUGGCCACUAUAUUUUGGAUUGCAGCUUCGUUGCUGGAGUCAGACUAUGAGUAUGAAUACCUUUUGGCUCUCAAGCUACUCAACAAGCUUCUUAUUCACAUGCCUCUGGAUAAAUCAGAGAGUCGGGAAAAGAUAGAAAAGGUGCAGAAUAAACUGAAAUGGAAUAACUUCCCAGGCCUUCAGCAGCUUUUCCUGAAAGGCUUUACUUCAGCGUCAACACAAGAAAUGACAGUUCAUCUCCUCAGUAAACUCAUCACCAUCUCCCGGCAUGCUUUGGUGGAUCCUUCUCAGUUAGCAGGAUUUCCCCUAAACAUCUUGUGCCUGCUUCCUCAUCUGAUACAACAUUUUGAUAACCCAACUCAGUUUUGUAAAGAAACAGCUGACAGGAUAGCAAAGGUUUGUGCUGAGGAGAAGUCACCAACUCUUGCCAAUCUGGCUCAUAUGAUGAGUUUAUACAGUACACACAGCUACUCCAGAGACUGUUCUAACUGGAUUAAUGUAGUGUGUAGAUAUUUGCAUGACUCCUUCUCAGAUGCCACAUUUAACCUCAUAACUUAUCUUGCAGAGCUGUUAGAGAAAGGGUUAUCCAGUAUGCAACAGUCCUUGCUGCAGAUAAUUUACAGUCUUCUGAGUCAUAUUGACCUAUCCACAGCACCAGUGAAGCAAUUUAAUUUGGAAAUCAUAAAAGUUAUUGGUAAAUAUGUUCAGAGUCCAUAUUGGAAGGAAGCCCUUAAUAUUUUGAAACUGGUAGUGUCUCGAUCAGCAAGCCUUGUUGUGCCUAAUGAUAUUCCGAAGUCUUAUGGAGGCGACAUAGGUUCUCCUGAAAUCUCUUUCACGAAAAUUUUUAAUAAUGUCUCGAAGGAGCUACCUGGGAAGACCUUAGAUUUUCAUUUUGAUAUAUCAGAGACACCAAUUAUUGGGAAUAAGUAUGGUGAUCAACACAGCGCAGCUGGUAGAAACGGCAAGCCAAAAGUCAUUGCUGUCACCAGGAGCACUUCUUCAACUUCUUCAGGCUCCAAUUCAAAUGCACUAGUUCCUGUCAGCUGGAAGAGACCACAGCUUUCUCAGAGAAGGACUAGGGAGAAGCUAAUGAAUGUGCUUUCUUUGUGUGGUCCGGAAUCUGGUCUUCCCAAGAAUCCUUCAGUUGUGUUUUCUUCUAAUGAAGACUUGGAAGUUGGAGAUCAACAAACUAGCCUAAUUUCAGCAACAGAAGAAGUGAUUCAAGAGGAGGAAGUGGCUGUAGAAGACAAUACCAGUGAACAACAAUUUGGAGUUUUUAAAGACUUUGACUUUUUAGAUGUUGAAUUGGAAGAUGCAGAGGGUGAAAGCAUGGACAACUUCAACUGGGGUGUUCGUAGGCGCUCUCUUGACAGCAUUGACAAAGGAGACACACCGUCCCUUCAGGAAUGUCAGUACUCCGGUAGCACACCGAGCUUGAACUUGACCAACCAGGAAGAUACUGAUGAGUCUUCAGAAGAAGAAGCAGCGCUGACUGCAAGUCAGAUACUGUCUCGUUCGCAGAUGUUAAUCAGUGAUUCUGCCAUAGAUGAAGCAGUAUCAGAUCAUGCUGGUUUAUCACUUCAGUCUCAAGAUUCCACUAGCAGUGUGGGAACAGAAGAGGUGCUUCAAAUCAGAACUGAGACCCCAAGUUUGGAGGCUUCUUCUCUAGAUAACUCUAGCAACCAGCUGCCUGAGGAAGGCAGUUCAGCAGUAAGGGAUGAACAGGUUAGCACUGCUAGUGAAGACACUGGGUCAUAUCUGCUACACGAACAACAAGACUGUCUGGUCUGUCACGAAUCUCUGGAGCUGGAAGAGCCCCCAGAACUGGUAGAGGCAGCAGCUCCUGAAAGCUAUUCCGAGUCUGUCUGUGAAGAGGAUGUCACUCUUGCCUUGAAAGAGCUAGAUGAGAGAUGUGAAGAAGAAGAAGCUGACUUCUCUGGUUUGUCUAGCCAAGAUGAAGAAGAACAGGAUGGUUUCCCAGAAGUACAAACUUCCCCACCUCCUUCGCCAUUUCUUUCUGCCAUAUUGGCAGCUUUCCAGCCAGUGGCAUAUGAUGAUGAAGAGCAAGCUUGGCGCUGCCACGUCAAUCAGAUGCUGUCCGAUACAGAUGGAUCCUGUGCUGUCUAUACAUUUCAUGUCUUCUCAAGAUUGUUUCAGACCAUUCAAAGAAAGUUUGUAUCUAUAACAAAUGAUUCAGUCAGCUUUCUUGGUGAAAGUCUACAGCGCAUUGGAACAAAAUUCAGAAGUUCUCUGGAAGUGAUGAUGAUGUGUUCAGAAUGUCCAACAGUCUUUGUGGAUGCAGAAACGCUACUGUCUUGUGGCCUGCUAGAAACAUUGAAGUUCAGUGUUCUAGAGCUCCAAGAACACUUGGAUACCUAUAAUGUCAAAAGAGAGGCAGCAGAACAGUGGCUAGAAGAUUGCAAAAGAACAUUUGGUACUGAUGAUGGUAUUCAUGGCACUAACACAGAUGCCCAGCAAAUGGAAAUUCUAGCAGAGCUGGAGUUGUGUCGGAGGCUAUACAAGUUGCAUUUUCAGUUACUGCUUCUGUUCCAAGCCUAUUGCAAACUCAUCAGUCAAGUAAAAACAAUCAAAAAAGAAGCAGAGGUCAUAAACAUGUCUGAAGAACUUGCUCUAUUGGAGAGCUGUCUGAAGGAGGCUGAGGCUGCGUCUGACAGUGGUAUUGAAGAAGUUGAAAUUGCAGAGGCUUCCCAAGCUAGCACAGAAACAGCUAUUCACUCUCUCAUUGAAACCCUGAGAAACAAAGAGUUUGUGUCAGCUGUAGCACAGGUCAAGGCUUUCAGAUCUAUUUGGCCCCACGACAUCUUCGGCAGUUCUGAAGAUGACCCAGUUCAAACACUGCUGCACAUAUAUUUCCGCCACCAGACACUUGGCCAGACCGGCAGCUUCGCAGUUGUGGGCUCCAACCAAGACAUGUCUGAGGCCAGCUCAAAGCUGAUGGAACUUAACCUAGAAAUCCGAGAGUCUCUACGCAUGGUGCAAUCCUAUCAGCUUCUAGGGAAGAUGAGAACAGGAAUAAAUCUUGUCAGCACUGGAUUCUGAACAGCUGUCAUUUAGAAAAGAACUGAUGAUGAAGACACUUCAGAUUAUUAUUGAGCACCUUUCAUGAAAAACAUAAAAACAAACGUCCAGCAAUCCUGACAACCAACGCAAUUUUAUCGCAGCAAGAAACUCUUUCAUCAAAAGUAAAAAUCUGAAAAUCGAAGUGAACAUCCUACUUGACUGCUCUUUCUACACAGCAGCCUGUGUGGCAGUAGUAUUUUUUUAUUAAAUUUAUCUAUAAAAACUACAUGAAAGGAAAAGGGCUUAAAUGUAAUGCAUACAUAUGCAUUAUUUUCUGUUGUAACAGAACUCUAAAUGAUAUUUGCAGUAACAGCCUCUACAGGUUGAAUCAGUAUCGCAGGUGGGAUGAGGCUAAAAUCAAGGCUGGUUUAUUUUGGCUGAAGACCUGCAAGGCUUCCUGGCUUUUCCAGCAGUAGUAGAUAUAAUCAUCAACUAAUACCUAACGAGACACUUUGCAACGUCAUGAAGAAUGUGCGGUCCAACAUGAGUAGAAUGACUUACGACUGCAAAAACCAUUGACUUCUCAGUGUUUUAUUUGCUUUUGUUGUCUGUAAUAAGGAAAUUAUGUGUGUGAGUUAGAAUGUAUGGCUAUGUGACAGUUUGUUUUUUGAAGGUAUGGAUGAUUGUUAAAUAAGGUCUCAGAGCAUGCUUAAAAGAGCUGCAAGAUUAUUUUUGAAGAAAUUUUAUUUUAUUAGAUCUAAUCCUCAUAGUGUGUAAAUGUUAGGACAUUUAAUAAUAUUUUCAACUGGGAUUUCCCAGUGUUUCUAAAAGAAAUAAUAUAUCUGUUAACUUUAUUGGAAUGCUGCUCAGUUCUCUGACCAGUGCUUAUGUUACAAAUAUUGAUAACAACUAACCAAAAAGUAGCUGCCUGCAGAGACUUUAAAAUGUAUAUUAAAGAUAUAUGCUGCCCAUCAGCAAUUCUCAUUAGAAGUUAACUUAUUUUAUUCUGUAUAUAUUCUAGAAACUGUAUAGUGCAAAACCAGUAUUUUUCUUGUAAAUUUGUGCAAUGCACUGUUAAAACAGUAGGUGUAUAAAGCUAUGAGGGGAAGGGAGGUUCCCUCGUGGUAGUCACAUGCAGUACUUGCAGUCUGAGUGGUCUGCAGGGUUUGAAGAGUUUGAAUGCACGUAUAUGUGUCUUCAUGACUCAACUGCAGCCUAAGGAAUUGGGACUAUAUAGAAAGAAAAAAUAAAUGACUGACUACCAAAACAUGCAAACAGGCAAUAUACUCAUAGUUCAGUGUCAAAAGUCUGUAGCAUAAAACAAACUGGAUUCUGUUGAAACCAAUAGCAUUUUGUAGAAAAAAAAAAAAAAGAGAAAAAAAAAACAGGAAAAAAAGAAUGUAGUCCCACUAUUCCUGUGAUUUGAAAGGAACACCCAGUAUUUUUAUAUACAUCUCUUACCCACUGUGAUUUUUUUUUUUAAUGGGCUCUAAUUCCAGAGUUUAGAAUGUAGAAUUGAAAUUCUUAGCUCUGCCUUUUUGGGGGAAUUAGACCCCACUAGAAAUGUAAUUAUGCUGAAAUGCAUUAAUUGAAGGCACUGUGCACACUGUUGGACUGCUGACAGUAGUUAUGUUAUCCUAACAAGUUCUGUAACUGGUCAAGGCACAUCCAUAUUCACUGUAUUUUUUUUCCCUGUCCCUGAUAAAAUUGAAUUAUUUUGAUGGUUUUGUGGUACUGUA